UACGAAUCAGACGUCAACCAUUAACUACUAGAAUUGACAGCGUCUAUCAGCUAUUCACAAAAUAUAACCAGGUUAACCCAGAACAACCAAGUUACGUAUAACGGAACCUGAGCCACCUAUACGAAACCGGUGACUGAAAUUCAAGUGAAGACUGAACUUUGAACCCACAGUCAAUUCAUCCUGAAGCUUUGACUAACUCUAUCCCAAACUGUGGGUAAUUUUUAUUCAUACGACCAAUUCAAUUUGACACUAUCAUAGAAUUCACAGAUGAACUCCGUCAGCCCCAAGGACCAAACUCCCAUUGAAACUACGGGCCAGCAUACUUCCACGGACGGUCCAGAAGACCUCUCGGAGCUUGACAUUGCGGACAACUUGGUCGAUGACGUGCAUUUCGACUACGCGAAGAAGCCCAAAAAGAAAAAGAAAAAGAAGAAAGAGCACAACUACGGCACCGCGCACGUGGACAUCCACAACCCAUCAGAAGAGUACCCCGAGGAGCGCGUGAUCUACGCAGACAAGUCCGGGAGUGUGGUGGUGGAGCACAUGAAGAAGCCGCGUGCGCGCACGUUACCGACACCCGCAAAGAAGCAAGCGCUUGACCAGAAUGCGGUGCGGCAGUUCUGGUUUGCGCUCGCGCCGUCGCAGAAGCGUGUGAUUCUUCGGGUCGAGAAGGGCACCAUCCUCCAGAGCAUGCGUGCAGCUGAGAAGUAUAACUGCAACUGUGCCGCAUGUGGACGCAAGCGUGACGUGGUGGAGACCGAGUUGGAACGCAUCUUCAACUUGUACUACCCGGCUUUCGCGGUGUCAGAUGCGCACUUGGAGACGUUUUUUCCGUUUGAAACGUCGCUCACGCCACCCGAUAUGAGCGAUGCCGCGUGCACAGACGUACGCCCCCAGACGCUCUACGACACACCCCUCUCGCCCAGCAACGACGGCAUUAUGACUGUUGCCGACGACUUGCUCAAGAAUAACGGUGAGAAGUUUAUCGGCAUGAUGGAGCGCCUCGCGGAGACACGCAUGGCGCGCGAUGCGGACCCCGUGGCGAGCGACGAAGAGUAUGAGGAGUACGACGACGACUACUGCGAUGAAUACGAAGAAGACGAGUACGAUGAGCGCGAGCGUAUCGAGCAGGGCCUCCGGAUGAUCCAGUUGUACACCGACCGCAUGAUCUAUAAGCGCAUCGUUGAGGCUUACCGCAAUCACCAGGCAGACCUCGAGGCAAACGCAUUGAUCGACGACCUCGCGCGCGAGGAGAAGCGCCGCGAGGAGGCCAAGGAAAAGAAGAAAAAAAAAGAGGAGGAAAAGAAGGUUAAGCGCAAGGCCGAGCGCGAGGCGAAGGAGCAGGAGCGUGCGCGCAAGGAGCAGGAGAUUGCCGAGAAAGCGCGCGCGAAGGAAGAGGAGGGGCGCCGCAAGACGGAGGAGGCGCGCCAGCGGCGCGAAGAAGCCAAGCGCGCCAAGGCCGAGGAGGACCGGCUACGCAUCGAGAAGCGAUUGGACGAGGUCCGGCGUAAGGAGGAGGUCCGGUUGCAGGAGGAGGCACGGAAGCGUGAAGAGCAGUGGGCCGCAGAGACAGAGGCGAAGGCAGCUGCAGCGGUAGAGGCAGAGACCAGGCGAGUGGCAGAGGUGGAGGCCAGGCGAGUGGUAGAGGUGGAGGCCAGGCGAGUGGCAGAGGUGGAGUCUAGGCGAGCAAUCGAAGCGCAGAGUGCUCGUGAUGAGGAACUCCGAAUCAAGGAAACCGUCCGCGAGGGUCUCGGUAGAGCUGAUCCGUUUCAGGACAUUUCUGCCUUUUCCGAGCAAUUACCAGGUAACUGGCAACAGCUGCAACAGCCGCAACAGUUUGCCGGCAAUUCAUUGUGGAGCAGUGCCCCGGGAACUCAACCUAGUCCGUUCCCAAAUACUAGUUACGCCAGUAACUCAAGUUUUACUCAGAAUACGGGAACCUCUGGCUUCACACAGAGUGCAGGCUACACGACCGCUGCGUACCCCCAGGGCUCAACUUCUUUCUCCACUCUUCCUUUCCCCGGUUACAACUAUGCCUCCGGAUCCGAGCUUAGCUCCUUUUCCGCGUACGACUUGCCCAACCAUAGCGCGGGAUCCGAAAACGUGUCCAGCAAGCUCGGCUCGUUGUCGCUUGGAGCUAGACAACGUAGCUCUGUAGCGUCACUGGGUAUCUUUGAGUUGAACUCGCUGAUGGCCGCCAGCGGGAACUUGUACAACAGCAAUAUCUGGGGCCUGUCGUUUGCACAGCCGCCUACCCUUGCCCAAUCAUCCACGCUCUCCCAACUGCAAGCGUUCGCGCAAACGCCAGCGUUUUCGCAGCCGCAGACUUUCACACAACCGCCGGAAAGGUUCUACCGCGAGGAAGACUUUGCCCAGGCGGUGCGCUUGGAGGCUACUCAGGCGUUUUCUGCGUUUGGCUCGGGUGCCGUCAAGGCCACCGCGCUUUACAACGCUGUGACAGCUACACAAAACCCUCGUGUCCACGGGUUGGACUUGAACAGCUUCAUAAAGAUCAUGAUGGGCAGUGAUGGCUUUGAUAUCAACUACGACGCGGAGGGCUGUGGGGUUGUCACCUUGGCCGGAAAUUGGUCGGCACAGUCCACCGGUGUGCCUACAAAUGCGAUGUACGAAAGGGGGUAUAACGGCACAUGGUAAAGUGUAACCAGGGCCUAGACUUGUGCUACUGUGUAAGUUAUCAUUACAGAUAAUGUAAUACGUAAAUCUUAUAAAUGUGUAAC
This is a messenger RNA of Babjeviella inositovora NRRL Y-12698, 2738 nucleotides long. RefSeq lists its product as uncharacterized. NCBI's taxonomy places the organism in Eukaryota, Fungi, Ascomycota, Pichiomycetes, Serinales. The coding region runs from base 268 to 2655 and encodes 795 amino acids. The transcript has a single exon. The record is from RefSeq and is a predicted model, not a curated record.